ACGGUGUUUCAUCAUCAUGGAUGUGGACAGGGCAACCUCCUGUACGCCACCAUUACCGGCGAUAGAACGUAUACCAGUGCAGCUGCUGGCCAAGCAGCAGCACCACCAUUUUUCACCGAUAAACAGAGCCACAGAGCAGGACAGGAAAAAGUCACCUCCAGCAGGUACGAAAGCACCAUCCAUCGAUCGGUACGACGAUGUUACGGAGGGGCGCAGCAAAGGGCCUGCAGCUGUGGCAAAGAAAUCAGAGUCGGCGGACGCUGGUGAUAGCUGUCGAGAUGAGAAGAAAAGGAAAAGCGACUCAAAAUCGAGUCGCGAUUCAAGCGCAUCGAAGGAACCGUUGAAAAACAAGCACCACAGUACCAGUGAUGCUCCCGAUUCAGAUUUGGCCAUAAAACCGAAGUCGAAAAGGAAAGGAAAACAACCGUCCCAAGAGCAGGACAAUGGCACGGAAGGUCAUCGCAACAGCCGCCGUCAUCAUCACCGGCGGAAAUCGAGCACCCGUGACGAGGAAUCGAUGAACGAUGGCGAAGAAGAACAGCAGCAAAGCAAUCAGUGCGCCAGCGAGCGGAAGAAAAAGAAGCCAAAAAAGGAACGGUCACGGUCUCGGGAGCAAAAAAAGAAACAUUCCCGUUCCCCGUCGCCCACUACUAGGCUGCGGGAAGAUGUGAGCAAACGCGAACACGAGCGCAGUAUUAGUCCGCUGAGAGAAUCUGGCUCACGCUGGGACCAUGGCCGUGGUGAGUUUGGUUUUAACAAUCGCAAUCGAAAUGCGUUCCACAGGGAACGGCGUCGCUUUGCGGAUGGGCAGCGUAGAAAUGGGCCAGCGUUCCUGCGAGUUCAGCGGGCCGCGUCGUUACGAAGCGAUCGGGUACUAUCGGCACUCAAGUACACCAAGGUUAGUCCGGUCAUAAGCUGGCAGGAAUGGUUGCUCUCGACGGAAGUGGCCAAAGAGAAAAAGGCUAAACAGUCGCCAGUCACAAAAAUACAGCCAAUUACACCGGCAAUAGCGGCCCUGCAGGAAUACGAUGAAAGCGAUGGUGUAGAAUCGUCAUCGUCUUCUUCUUCUUCACACAAAAACUCAUCUAAAAGCAUCGGAAAUCUUCGUAAUGCAUCGCCGGAACAGGAAAAGAUGUUAGCAAAACGGAUCAAGUUGGAAAAGGGCUCGAAUGAUGAGCAGGAGCAGGUCGACAUGAAGCAAGACAACCAAAUGCAAGUCGAUUGUAGUAUUGUGAAGCAGGAACCUCUCACAGAGGAAGACGACGAGCCAAAACUGACCGUAGAGAAGGAGGAAACCGUCAGUAAGACAAAACCGAAAUUCAGUUGCUCAUUCCUGGACGAUUUGUCCAGCGGAAAACUGAUGCCACUGCCCGAUCUUUCCCCGGACGUAAAGGAGCAUGUCGAUCGGAAUCGACGAGCCGAAAGUCAAUCCCCGGACACGGACGAUUACGCGUCAAACUGGGAAACGGAGGGACUCGGCAUGAGUCCAUCGAGACCGAGAUCACCUACACCACCGUUAAAGCCGGGUUGCUCCCCACGUACACCGGAAGCACAUGAUAGGCGCGAAACGAUGGAACUCGUCAACGGAACGCCGGAGGAAAAGCGUGCUCACCUAAAACCACGCAGUAUGCACGAGGAGAUAAUACCGUUGGAUGAUUUGCUUAACGUGCAGCAUCAGCUUAAAUCGUACCAAUCGAAGCUGGAGGAAAUGCAAAAGUUGAAGGUGCUGCGGAAGCGUGAUUCACCUCCGGAUGGGAAGCUUGCGGAUGAGUAUAAAAAUUUCAUGCAAUCGCUUGGACAGGAAGGGGACGGAGAGAAAAGGGAGGUGGCGAGUGACGAUUCCAGUUCGAGCAGUUCGUCGAGCAGUUCAAGCAGUUCAUCAUCCGAUUCGUCUAGCUCGUCGGAUUCGUCCAGCUCAUCCGAAACGGAAUCCUCAAGUUCCAGCUCCUCCGAUACAGACACGGAUCAAGAGUCCGAUGUGGAAAAAGAGUCGCUUGCUAAGGACAUUCUGGAGCAUCCGCGGACCGAUCUGGAAGAACCGUGUACACCUCCACACCGACCGAACCUCGUCGUACCGGACUACCUGCUUGCGAACGCUUCCGACCCGUCGCAGACGUCGUCUUGUACGAAGAUUUACUACAUCCGGGAUGAUUCAGUUUCUACCGAAGCCACCCCAGCCAAACCGCUCGAACUGGAUCGGGAGACGCCAAUCAAAUUGAAACUUCCCUCAAAGAACAGAAUUCUACCGGCAUCCGGUGCUUCGGCCCUGCUUGGGCACGAAGAGGAUGAAGAUCUGGCACGCAAACCGGUAGCCACCGAACAACAAUUGGUCAAACAACAUUCGCACCAUAGCAAGGAACAAAUCAGAAGAACUUCUCGCGAAAGAUCGCACAAUCGGAAGCGUAGCUCAUCAAGACGCCGUUCCCGUGAACGCAGUGUGGAUCGGAAAUCGCGCGAACGAUCGUCGCGUAAGCGUCAUUCAUCACGAAGUCCACCGUCGUCGCAUCGUACCCGUACGCGCAGUAGUCCACGAGGAAGCAGAAAGCGAUCGUUGUCGAGAUCGAGGUCACGCUCGCGGUCACGUUACCGCAGUCUAAGCCCAUCGCAACGUCGUCCACCGAGUCCGCGAGGGCGCAGUCCAGUGGGAAGGAACGCUGGCCAGCGUUCACGGCGACGCUACUCCGUCGAUCGGUACACUACCACCGGUCCGGGGCAUAGGCGUCCACCAUCGCCGAAAGAGGCCCCACCGCCAAUGUUGACGCACGGUGCGGAGAAUCAGAUCGACAUUAUCACCAGCACGGGCGUGCGGGUAUCGCCCAACGUUCACUCGCCCGUGACCGGGUACAAGAAAAGUUUGGCCGAUUCGACCAUAAGCGACGCGGAGCUGGAAUGUCAAAAGCCACUGUACUCCAAGCCUGGUGGAUACGCUUCCUACUACGGUGCUUCCGGUGAGAUUCUUCACGAAUCACCCGGAACCGGUGUCUUUGGAGGUCCGUCAUCCAAAGCGGAUGGCGGUGAGGAUGGUUCACCCAAACGCAUCCCGCUUGAUGAUCGUAUCAAUAACAUUGUGCUUGGAAUAAAUGGCCAACUGGAUGGGAAGCAGCAGCAUGCGUCACAGCAACCACCAUCUGGAAAGCAUCAUCCCCAUCACAUGCACCUGCAUCAGCAGCAGCACCAUGAUUAUCACGGUGAAUAUGGUCCUGCUUCCCAUGAUAUAUACUCCCGGCAUCAGUUGUCAUCGUCACCUCACAUGAACUACUCGGGUGGCUAUGGUGGACCGGAGUAUGGCGCGCCACCCCCGUACGGCUAUGGACCACCAAGGGGUCCUCCUGGCAGCAGCAGCACCACCGCCACCACGAGUCCUUACUAUCCUGGCAAUCGGCCUGGACCACCGCCAUCCUGGGCACCCCGGAGUCACCCGUACCAGGGUUACCCGAUGGCGUUCGUAGGUCCACCGCUGAACGUCGUUCGGCCAGGUGAUCCGUACCGAAUACCGUACACCAGCACACCAGUUGCCGGUGCACCAUCAGACGUAUCCAGUUCCAAAUCUCAGGUCAAACAGGUAGGCAACGUUCUCGAAAUCGUUCCCUCCAGUACGCCACUUCUCGCUUCCACCGCAAAGGCCACCGAAGGUGGCAGUGAUCCAUCCACUGCUACAACGCCGGGUGCAGUACUACAGGAAUCAUCCGCCGGAACCGGAGCCGACCAGCAGCAAUCUUCCGCCACCGGCGGUUCAUCCGCUUCGGCGCUCGUGACACCAAAAAUUUUGUCCGCCGAAGAGCUGCAGCAGCGUCACGAGCGUCGCGUCGAGCUAAAGCAAAAGGUACGCACCGAGCGGGAGAAAAAGCGUGUGGAAAAGCGUCAGCGAAAGGAACGACUUCGGCAGGAAAUUACUCGUCUGCUUGGUUCGAAGAUGAUUGCCGGGUCCUCGCUACUAACGGUGGCGACAUCGAUCGGUGGUGAGAGUGGUACGAACAAUCGAACCGGCACGGCGGCAGGUGAUUCGAUCGGAGGCGGGAUGGUUCCUGGUACGGGUGCGGGUGGCAUCGGUGGUGGCGGCGGCAGUGCCUCAUCCGAUGAAGAGUUCGAAACCAUCAAACAGGCGGAUCUGAUCGCAUCGCUCGGUCGAUCGUACGAAAAAAGUAUUCUCAAAACGGCCAAACCGAACGUAGUCGGUGGUGUGAGUGGUUCGACUACGAUGAAAAAGUCAGUACUGUUUGCGGACGGUGUAGCACCCGGUGAUGAGACGUCUUCUUCUGGGGAGGAUACCACUAAACCGGACCGCACGUCGCCGAACAAACUGUCCACGGCGAAGCAGCGGAAAAAGAUGCGCCGUCAGCGUACUCUCAAAUUCGCUGGCAAGAAGCGGCUGAUCGAUAGGUUAAAACAGCCGGAACAGGACGAGGAAGCGGAAGACAUCGAUCCCGACCUAGAGAAUCUUCCUGCACCACCGCCUCCACCCGGUUCGCCGCCACCCGAACUUCAGCAACCACGCUGUCUCAAUCCACCCAUCGUUCGUAUGAUCGAUUUUCGCGAAGGUGGUUUCCAUGGCAUUGGUUUGCCUCUGCCCGGAAUGGCACCACCGACGAUGCAUCUGCCCGGUGCAAAUGGAGCCUCACUAGCGGGGCUACCGCCACCACUGCCAGUACCACCGGUUACGAUGUCAGGUCCGGUUCCAGUCCCCACACUGUCGGCCGGCUACCGGCAUCCGAAUUUACCGCCGCAUCACAUGCUCCCACCGCAUCUCGGUGCACAGCGGCCGGCAUCACCACACGGCACACUACCGCUACACCAUCAUCCCCAUCCCAUCCCGCCACCUUCCCACCAUCUGUACCAUCAUCCCGGGCAUGGACCGCUACUAGUGCCGCCACCACACCUUGGUGUUUAUCCACCGCAGCAAACGUUGUCGUCAUCGUCGGCACUCAUCACGAUCACCAGUGGCAAAAAGCGUCCUGCCGGCGGUACCGUCGGUGGGAAUGGUGUUCAUCCAAUCGAAUCAAUCGUGUCCAACGUACCCACGCCUACACCGAUGGCCAGCAGCAAUACAGUCGGCGGCGGUGGUGGUGGUGUGAAUGCAAUGUUCGAUGGAACGCCACCGGCGUGA
Molecule: messenger RNA, 5104 nt
Organism: Anopheles maculipalpis
Lineage: Eukaryota; Metazoa; Arthropoda; Insecta; Diptera; Culicidae
Exons: 4
Coding region: 17-5104 (1695 amino acids)
Source: RefSeq, a predicted model, not a curated record